Molecule: messenger RNA, 2463 nt
Organism: Panonychus citri (citrus red mite)
Lineage: Eukaryota; Metazoa; Arthropoda; Arachnida; Trombidiformes; Tetranychidae
Exons: 1
Coding region: 1490-1984 (164 amino acids)
Source: RefSeq, a predicted model, not a curated record
GAUUGAAGUGGACAAAGUGAGAAGAGAGUGAAGGUGAGUGAGAAUAGGAAGGAGAAAUUAAAAAGGAAAAGGAGUUUCAGGGAAUGGGAGUUGGACAGAAAUCUCUUUCAUUCUAAGGUUUGAUUAUAUUCUAACUGGACCAAUUGUUCAGUGACUUGAAAUGAACUGAAUUAUCAAAGGUAAAUUAAUGCUCGAUGAUAAUGAUGAUUAAAGUGAAAGGGAAGGACUUGUGAAGAGAGUUCGAGAGAGAAUAGAAGUUGCCGAAUGAAAGAGAAACAAGAUGAGAGAAAGAGAAGAUGAGAAUUGAUCGUUGGAAAAACAGUUGAAUAGAGUUAAUGUAAGAUGAACAAGAUGAUGAUGAAAACAUGAAGCAUGAGCUGAACUCAGUCGAUAGAUGAUACUUUGGAACUCUGUGAAACUCGGUUAGACUCAUUGAAGAUUUUAAUGUGGCUGUUGCUUCAAGAAGAGAAAACCUUUUCCACCACCAACCUCAUCUUCCAUCAUUUCUGUUUCCUCUUUUUUUCUUUCGUUCUUUUUACAAUAUAAACAUCCCAAAAGAACUUUUUUCUUCUCCUUACCAUUCUUAUUCCAUUUUGCUCACUUACUUAUAUUCUCAUCAUCACCAAGCUUGACUUCUUUAUCUUAUAUACUCAUAUUCUUCUCUUGGAUUUAUCCUCAUCUUCUUUCUUAAGCUUUGUUUUUCCAUUUUCAUCAUAUUCUUUUUCCGCCUCUUUUCCUUUUCCUUUUAUCAUUUUCUUCUAAUUUUCUUUUUGUCUUCUUCUUUUCAGUGUUUCCUAUUUUUUUCGAGCACUUUAAUUCCUUUUGUUUCUUUAUAUAUAUAAAUAUAUUUAUUCCAGUUUCAGGAUUACAUUGAAAGUGAAGUUAAUCCACCACAAUCAACGCCAACGUUGAACAUCAUUGUUGUUACUUGUGACCAACAUCAAUCACUGGAAAAGAAAUUGUGACAAAAAAACAGUUAAUUCAAUGAGAAAUCAGCAAACCGGGUUAAUUGUAAUUCCUCUGUAAUACUCACCAAGUUACUAUUGUUUUGGUGUAACAAGUAAAUUACCAUUUGAACAAUUGAAAAAGCAACACGUUGAUUUGAAUCUGAAAACAGUAAAGUGAUCAACAACAACAACAGUUUUACUUUAAACACUAUCAACAUCUUAAUUAGUUAAUCAACAAUGGAAUCAGCAUCUGAUAGAUUCAUGUGUUGUUGAUGUUAAAUUGUGAUGUUUACAUAAUAUGUUCAGUUAAUUAUUAUAAUAGUUACCCAAAAAUAUCCAGAAAAUUUAACGUUGAAAUCAAAGAGGAGAAAAAGGAAAACCAGAGAAUCAAAUUUAAUUAUUAUUAGUUACUAGGUCUUAAAUCAUCAAUUUUAAACUGGCUUCUAAUCAUUACAAGUUGAAUGGUUGGUUAAUUGUUUAGAGGGAAGAAGAAAAUUAAUUUCAAUCAAUAACGUUGAGAGUUAACUGUUUGUUUAUCGAAGAUGAUUUCGGCUAUGCCAGCGGUUGCUGUUCGCCGAGAGCGGGAAAAGAAUCGCCAAGGAAAACUGAUCGGCGAUCCUUUCGCAAGAGGUAGUUAUAUCGCCGGUCAUCAGUUGCAUCAUUUGCCAACAUCUUAUUAUCAUCCUCAUCAUCUUCAUCAUCAUCAUCAUAAUUCAUCAAAUCAACAAGGAAAUAAAUCAAUUGAUCGUAAUCAUAAUUCAUCUGAUUGUGUAAACAUCUCAAGUGAAGAUAAAAAUGGUUUAACUUUUUUAAUCUACUCGGGUUUCGGUUGCCUGGCAAUCGGAUUAAUUUUUCUUCUAAUUGGUAUUGUAACAAUUAAAUUACCUUCUCAGAUUAUUGGUCUAGUGUUUAUUGGUUUAGGUGGUUUGUUUUGUGUAAUCAAAGUUAUCCUCAAUGGUAAAUCAUCAUCUUCAUCUUCAUCAUUAUCUUCACCACCAAGAGCAACAACAACAACAACAACAACGAGUGGAAACUAAUUGUGAUGGAGUUAGAAGCGAUAAUGUUGAUAACAAUUUAAAUUUAAUAAGAAGCUCCAUUAAUCAACCGUUGAUUGUUGAUUCUAAACAAACAGUUAAACUGCCAAAUUCACCAAAGUCAAUGAAUAAUUCAAUGCCUACGGAGAAAUCAGCUGAUUGUCUAAAUCAAACAUCAUCAAAAUCAAUUGAUCAACAAUACCUCGAGGCAAGUUAACAGUCAAAGACAAUUUUACUUUCCCUCUCUCUCUCUCUGUUUAAAUUGAAAAUUUAAUCAUCUAAGUGUCAUCCUAAUCAUCAUUCACUCUGUUAUCAACAAUUAACCUUCGUAACUAAAUAUCAUGUCAAUCAAAUCAUUCAAUUGUAAUUUCAUUUCUUCUUCAAGUCUGUAUCAAUCAUUUAACCUUUAAACUCGUAAUUAAAUUGUGAACAACAAUUAAGUCAAACUGAUUAUUUUGACCCUGAUUUAAAUAAUAAACUGU